Thecamonas trahens ATCC 50062 is the source of this 1981-nucleotide messenger RNA. RefSeq names its product ion transporter. The record is from RefSeq and is a predicted model, not a curated record. Lineage: Eukaryota; Apusomonadida; Apusomonadidae. The transcript has 2 exons. Gene Ontology annotation, molecular function: calcium-activated cation channel activity; voltage-gated calcium channel activity. Gene Ontology annotation, biological process: flagellated sperm motility; transmembrane transport; regulation of cilium beat frequency involved in ciliary motility. Gene Ontology annotation, cellular component: CatSper complex; membrane. The coding region runs from base 1 to 1566 and encodes 521 amino acids.
AUGUCGACCGACUCGUUAGACUCGUUCAACUCGUCUGUGGGUGAUGCCUGGUCGGCGUAUGCCAAGGACAAGGCCGAGGACGCGGCGAGGCGGCGGGCCAAAGCCAGGGCCAAGGAGCGGUCGAGCAAGCGGGCAGGCGGUGGCGUGAGCGGCGGAGCUGCAGGCGGCGGCGGCGGCGCUGGCGGGAUGGGCUACGCCGGGGUGCUCUCGUCGGAGGGAUCGUUCUCGUCGCGCGGUGGCGGAGGAGUGUUUGGCGCCGAUCCGCUCUCAUCGGAUGCAUGGAGCCGGCGGUCGUCUGUGGCGUCUGCGGCGUCUGCGAUCUCGUCUGCAGGCGCCGAGUCUGCCGACUCGAUGUUUGCCGGCGUUGCCGACCGUGCGCGGUUCUUCCUCUUUGCCUCGUCAUGGCGACGGUUCUGCCACCGAAUUGUGACGUCGACGGCGUUCAAGACGGUGAUCUUUGCAGUCAUUAUCCUCAACACGCUCAUUAUCUCGCUGCAGACCUCGCGGCAGGUCCGGUUUGCCACGGCAUGGUACUUUGCCAUGAUCGACUCGGUCUUUCUCGGCAUUUACACCCUCGAGCUCUUGCUCAAGCUCUACGUCUUCCGACUCAAGUACUUUCGGUCAGGAUGGAACUGGCUCGACGCGGUCAUUGUGGUCCUCUCAUACCUUGAGUACGUCCAGUUUCUGGUCGUCUCGUUCUCGACGAUCAACCCGCGCAUUUUCCGGCUGCUGCGCAUUUUCCGGGCCUUCCGGGCGCUGCGGGCGCUCCGAGUCUUGCGGACGAUUUCGUUCCUCAAGCACCUGCAGAUCAUUGUGUCGACGCUGCUGUCGUCCAUUCCUGCGCUCGGCUCGACGGUCCUCAUUCUCGGCCUUGUCCUCUACACCUUUGCCAUCAUCGGACGCUCGCUCUACGGCGAGAUCUAUCCGCGGCGGUUUGGCACCCUGGGGCGGGCCUUCUUCUCACUCUUCCAGCUCAUCACGCUCGACGACUGGUUCGAGUUCUACGACACCAUCAAGGACCGCGACCCGACGGUCCUCAUCUUUCUCCUCGUUUUUAUCGUGCUCGAGGCCUUUGUCCUCCUCAACCUCGUCAUUGCCGUCCUUGUCUCGAAUCUGACCGAGGCGUCCAAGGCUACCUCGCGGUUUUACCGCAAGAAGCGGCGGGCGCGUCGGGCGGCCAUUGCUGAUGCGGUCCAGGGCGGCGCAGCGGGCGCCGCUGUCGCCGCCGCCACCGACCCGGCCGAUGGCGAUCCGCUGGCGGCUGCGGCUGCGGCUGCGGCUGCAGGCGCCGCCGCCGGCGCGCUCGCCCACCGAACGGCGUCGCGGCACUCAUCGCACGCCUCGUUGCUCGGUGCCGCCGAUCCGUUUCCGCUCACCGAUGGCCGCGACCUCAACGCGUACUACCCGUCGCUGGCGGUCCCGCUCCGCGACAAGCAGCUGAUGUCGCACUUUUUCCAGCUAGCAGCCUCGCUCGAGCACAACCUCGAUGUCUACCAAUCGCAGCAGCGGUCGCUUGAUGACCUAGUUGAUCUCGGCGAAGAAGUCGAAGAUGAGGUCGGGCUGUAGCCUUCCGCUUUAUUGCGCCGGCGUGUACUCAAAGACACCGCUGGCGACGGCGUCGCCGCUCGGCACGGUCCACACGUGCUCAGCAGCGCCGAUGUACCCGGGGCUUGGCUCGACACGAAGCACAAGCGGCGCGUUUUGUGGGACGGCCAGCUCGCCGGCCCACACGCCGGUGAUCAUCGAGCGCGAGAGCUCUGUCCACGGGCCGGCCGCGCUUGGCGCGGCGUAAACGGCGGCAGCGGCGGUGAAGGGCUCGUUGGGCGCGCCGCCGAGCAGCUCGACCCGGGCAGCAGCCGGCGAGGUGCGGUCAAUGCGAAUCGUGGCGGCCUGGGUGUAGACAUAGGUCGGAACGGCGAUGUUGCCGAAACAGCUCGCCAUGAGCCGGUCCAUAAAGGCGUCGGUGUAGUCGGCAAAGGUG